Molecule: messenger RNA, 1107 nt
Organism: Trypanosoma brucei brucei TREU927
Lineage: Eukaryota; Euglenozoa; Kinetoplastea; Trypanosomatida; Trypanosomatidae
Exons: 1
Coding region: 1-1107 (368 amino acids)
Biological process (GO): fatty acid metabolic process; acyl-CoA metabolic process
Cellular component (GO): cytosol
Molecular function (GO): fatty acyl-CoA hydrolase activity; long-chain fatty acyl-CoA binding
Source: RefSeq, a predicted model, not a curated record
AUGUUGCGUCGCUGUUUUACCCCAUCGCAUUUAAUCCCGUUUUUAUGUGGCGGGUGUUUGAGCAGCCGGCGGCAACUUGUCGUAGGCAAUAGUAAAAACGGCACGAAGCCUGUUGCUAGUGUGGACUGGACAGACCUUGUGGGAAAGGAACUGUGGUCAGAAAACCGACUGGCAGCGGGUGAGUUACUGGCAAUGAUGGAUUUAUGCGCCAAACGCGUUUCGGAAGUUUAUCUCAGCUCCAUGAAGCCGCGUGUAAGCUGCAGCACAGUGGGUGUAAGUACCACAACAUUUUACUCCCCUGUUCUGCACGGUGAUGUGGUUCGCAUGCAUGGACGCUUAAUUUACUGCGGAAGCAGUUCCAUGGGAAUUCACAUCCGCUUCUACAGACGAUCACCAUCUACCAUAACCGAAUCUCUCACGGGUGAAAGCUAUUUCACGAUGGUGGCAAUUGAUGAAAAUUUGCGCGCCGUUAAAACCGUUCCCGCGGUUGAGCUUACCGAUGAAAAUGAUGUGAGUUACCACAAUGGCUACUUGGCUGCACGCAAUAUUGCCGCUGAGGCAAAAAAGAUAUCAUCUGAUUUGCAGAAGAAAUCCAUAACUUGUAGCGAUGUGGAAUGCACUGUUAACGCGGCCAAACCCAUUCGCGUACCGAUCGCCUCCACGCGCACCUCUGCCCAUCGCAUUUUUUUGCUUUACCACCUGAAUAAUAACCGAACCAUCUUUGGUGGUGAAUUGAUGCGUUGGAUGGAGCGACAUGCCGUUCAUUGCGGUCGCAUGUUCACGGGCAAUCGUCACAUCUCAACGGUUGCCAUGCAUAAUGUGGAGUUCCAUCAUCCCGUGUUUGGUACUGAUUGGGUAACGUUGGAGGCGGAUAUUAUUUAUGUUCACAACACAACAAUGGAGGUUGACGUCAAACUUGUGGUGGAACGCGAUGGCCAUGUCGUUACCACAAACCGUGCCUCUUUUGUGUUGAUUAAUCUAAACGAGAUCGGGCAAAAGACGAUUAUUCCGAAAGGAUUAGAUUUGAGUGCAGCGACGGAGGAGGAACUGCUACGUUUCGCUGAGGCAAAGGAGCGGUAUCGGAGGUCGCGCAAUAGCAGGCGGUAG